This is a messenger RNA of Cicer arietinum (chickpea), 959 nucleotides long. Its product is annotated as F-box protein At1g80960-like. Gene Ontology annotation, molecular function: protein binding. Lineage: Eukaryota; Viridiplantae; Streptophyta; Magnoliopsida; Fabales; Fabaceae. The record is from RefSeq and is a predicted model, not a curated record.
UUCACUUAUAAGACUUUUUUGUAGAUGAAGUUCCAUUGAAAGAAACAGAAGAAGGAAGAAUGAGAGAAGAAAAACUGAAAAAAGUGAAAGCUAUAGAGAAAGAUGAAGUAGAUUUGAUCAGCGAUCUUCCUGAUGUACUUGUAGCAUGUAUCAUUUCUUUACUACCAGGCAUGGAAAUUGUGAGAACAAGUGUUCUUUCACACCGUUGGAAAACAAUGUGGAAGUACUCUUCUCACCUUAGUUUUGAUCAAAAACAAAUGUUGAAGUCUUGGAUUGAAUUUUACAUUCAAAAUUCUAACUCAAGCUCACGCAUUGCUAUGGCUAUGCGUCGUAAGAUAGAUCCUAAAGCAGAGGAAUUAAUGGAUACAAUUUCUGAAGCAGCUAUAUUGAUUAAAUCAAUUAUGGAGAAUCACAUUGGUCCAUUGAAAAGUUGUAGCAUUCAACAUUUACCAGAGAGUUGUGCAAGUGGAGACGCUGUGGAGUGGAUGAAGAAACUAUUGAAUUUAGGGGUUAUAAAGGUUUCAAUGGAACUUGAAUUGCGUUAUUAUCUUCAUGAAAUAACUGAUUCUGAUUUAAGAAAAGCUGGACGAACUCUCGAUUUGCCUUUUGAGAUUUUCUCUAAUUUCGAGAUUAUUGAAUUGAAAAACUAUCAUUUUACAACUAUACCCUUUCCUAAUCCCUCACAGGUUUUGAAAACUCUUAUUCUUAACAAUGUGCGUAUUAUAUCAAACAAUUUUCAAGGGAUUCUUUCUCAUUGUUCUUCUCUUGAAGAUCUCAUUUUGGACCAAUGUAAAUUCUUUGAAGACGAACUUAAGAUUGAUAGUCCAAGUCUCAAAUAUGUUAAAAUGUAUAAUUUAAACAUCCGUAAGAUUUUGGUUUUUGCAGCUAACGUUGAAGUUAUAGAGAUUGACUCUGUUAUUUGUAAUCAUAAAGAUCUAGUUUUACAGCCCCCAAAACUU